AUGAUGGCAGAAGACUGGAUGGAAUUGAAGACAACAAAAGAGAGGGAUGUAAUGAUGGGACGAGCACAGAUUGCUAGAACAAUUGUUAUCAGCGGAUACGUUCUUAUGGUAUUGGCGUUCAUUGUGGUCAUCAUUCUUCCGUAUUUUGGCUUAUCAUUAAGGCAUUUGACAAAUCUCACGGACCCGGGCAAACCGCUGCCGCUGCAGACUUAUUAUUUUUAUGACAUAGAUAAGAGUCCGCAAUUUGAACUAACAUAUAUCGUUCAAGCUGUUACAAUCUUCUUGGCCGCUGUAACUUACACCUCGGUAGACGCUUUUCUUGGACUCACGAUCCUUCACUUCAGUGGUCAACUGGAAAACUUCAAAGGCCGGCAGUAUAGAAUCGAAUAUAAAUGGCAUACUAAACAUAUGCCAUUAUGGAUGGAUGCGUUUAAACAAAAGAUUUCUUUUUAUUAUCAACCUGAAGUUUGGGCUUCCUUAUUCAGUAUUAGCGCAAAAUUCAAGCUGGUGAUUACCGAAGAAAGUGAUUUCUCUUUCGCACGAUUAUGUUUUCCAUUAAUUGGUAUCACCAUUUUACUUUCGCAUACUUUUCUUUAUUGCGGUGCCGGGGAGAUUGUAAUAAUGCAAUGCGAAGAAGUAUAUCGUGCUCUGUGUGAUCUUGAAUGGUACAAACUAGAACCAAAAAAGGCAAGAAGUCUUAUUUUAUUAAUGAUACGAGCCAGCCAGCCCUUUCGCAUCACUGCAGGAAAAGUAUUUCCACUUACGAUGACCACAUUUUGCAGUUUAUUGAAAUCAUCGGCUGGUUACAUAUCAUUUCUAUUGGCAAACCGAAUAUGAAGAAUCA
Wasmannia auropunctata (little fire ant) is the source of this 844-nucleotide messenger RNA. Its product is annotated as odorant receptor 43a-like. Gene Ontology annotation, molecular function: odorant binding; olfactory receptor activity. The record is from RefSeq and is a predicted model, not a curated record. Gene Ontology annotation, cellular component: plasma membrane. Gene Ontology annotation, biological process: sensory perception of smell; detection of chemical stimulus involved in sensory perception of smell. The transcript has 5 exons. Bases 1 to 837 code for a protein of 278 amino acids. Lineage: Eukaryota; Metazoa; Arthropoda; Insecta; Hymenoptera; Formicidae.